UGUAAUAAUAUUAAUAUUAUUAUUAUUAACAUAGAAGCUACUUUAUUAAAGUAGCUUCUACGUUAAUAAUAUUAAUAUUAUUCUAGAAUUAAAUUAUGUCAUCAAGCGAAAAUGAAAUGAGGAAGUUGACUUUGUCAGAAUCUGACAAAGCAACUGAUACCUUUUUUAAUACCAGUUAGUUAAUUUCUUUAGUAAUUUCUAUAGCUCUUUCAUAACAUUUAGUUAUAAAAUAAAUUUAUUACAUUGUUUUUUUUUGAUUCUUUAGAUCAACAUGCGAUAGAAAAAAUAAUCAGUUAGUAUUCUUGUUUUAAGUUAUUUCUUUCAGUACUUUUUUACAGUGUUUUUUUAUUGAAUCAGUUUAAUUUGUAGAUAAAAGUUUUAUACAUUGUCCUUCUCCAGCAUUUUUUAUGCUAUCCAUGCAAUAUAUUGAUAGUUUUGUUUACUAUUGCUUUUUUUCUCUAUACGUCAUUUAGAAGAUCAAUUAGAAAAGACAAUGCAGGAUUUCAUGAGAAACAUGAACUCUAGUGGAUCUAGUUCUACUUUUGUGCCUCCUCCUGUUACCACUGUUGUGUCUCCUCCUGUUGUCACUACACUUACAUAUGCUGAUUAUUUAACCUAUCGGUCCCAGCAUCCAGGACCCCGAUCAAACAAAUCUUUUUUGAGUUGGGUCCGGAAUGGUGGGGAGGACUAUCCACAUUUUAGGUGGCAUCCCUACUCGGGUGCUGGGUCAAACAACCGAGGGCAUCAGGAAAGGAGACGUGGCAAUAGAGGAGGCAGCAGCGGAAGCACUUUUAAUUAUUAUUUAAAUUAAAAGUUUAUAUUUUUGUUCGUUUUUAUUUUGUAAAUAUAAGAUUUUUUGUUAAUAAAAGUUAGUUCUUUCUUCAAUGUGUUAAUGUAUUGUCCGCAGAAAAGUAACAAAAGCAUAACUCACUCUCUUAAAAUCUUUCUGCAAAUCUCUAUUAUGAUAUUAAAAAGUUGAUUUAUUUUAUUUUUGCAAGAGUUAUAAAUAAACACAACAAAAUUAGAAUCAUUAGAGUUCACAUCAAUAUUAGAAUCAUUUUGUCUUUUUAUCAUUUAAAAAUUUCUUUUUAAAUACGUUC
Hydra vulgaris (swiftwater hydra) is the source of this 1100-nucleotide messenger RNA. NCBI's taxonomy places the organism in Eukaryota, Metazoa, Cnidaria, Hydrozoa, Anthoathecata, Hydridae. The record is from RefSeq and is a predicted model, not a curated record.